CGAUUUCCGAGAUAUUUCAGGAUGCUGUGCGCAAAGUUGUAGUUGUGAUAUGUUAAUAGUGUUUAAUUGUAAUUGAUUUUGAAACAGCUCACAUCGUAUAAAUCCAUUUGAAAUUGCAGGCGACACAUUGUUCUACGGCUUUUGCUUUGGUAUUAAACAUCAUGGAACAGGAUCUGAAGACCAGGAUUGACCAGGCAUGUCACACUGCUGAGGAGUUCACCAAGCUGUAUUAUGAGAGUGUGGACAAGAGACGCCACCUGAUGUCAAGAUACUAUUUGGACUCAGGGGUCCUUGUAUGGAAUGGAAAUGGAACUGUUGGCAAGGACUUGAUACAGAAGUUUUUUGAAGGCUUACCACCAUCAGAGCACACACUAACAUCUCUGGAUUCUCAGCCUGUUCUUGAUGCAGCUGUGGCCAAUCAGCUGACAUUUCUGAUUCUUGUGUGUGGAUUUGUAAAAUAUCAAGAGAGGGUUUCAGGGCCAUUCCAGCAGAAUUUUAUGAUCACGGCUCAGGGAGACAAAUGGAAGAUCGUGAGCGACUGCUUCCGCCUGCAAGAACCUGUGACGUUGUGACUGGAAUGCUGUAUACAUUUAUGAUGAAAUAUUUAUAAAGCUGUUAAUAAAUUUUACAAACCACUGACAAUUCUUGUGGCAUGCAAGCUGAAUACAAAUGCUACCAUGUACAAAAAUACAGACUACUCAAGAAACAUUUUAUUGAUUAAAAAAAAUACAGUCAUAAAAAUUUAA
Messenger RNA from Zootermopsis nevadensis, 746 nucleotides. It is a transcript of the gene Nxt1, whose product is annotated as NTF2-related export protein 1. Lineage: Eukaryota; Metazoa; Arthropoda; Insecta; Blattodea; Termopsidae. The record is from RefSeq and is a predicted model, not a curated record. Gene Ontology annotation, biological process: nucleocytoplasmic transport.